CAUUAGCUAUGAGAACUAGAUUAAUUUUUCAACAAAUAAUUUUGGUGACGAUUCUAUUACGUUUAUUGUGGAUAUCCGUUCUAUAUGAACCUGCAGUCUCUCCAGAAAAUAGGAUUUUAUUUCAGAGAUUGGAAGUUGACAAAUGUGUGAGCAAAUGCCUUCAAUAUUUAGUAGAUUCAAUACCAUCUACAAAAACGUUGUGUGGUUUCCAUUCUGAAUCUAGAGGAGAAAAGCAGAAAAUAAUUUCCUUCUCUUUCUUUGGAGACUUGAAGUCUGUAUAUUAUAAUGGCAUUGAGAACAAUCUAAACUAUUUAGAUGAACAUUAUCCUGGUUGGAUUAUGAGACUUUACCUGGAUCCAACUAAUCUUAAUCUUAAUGCUUCACAUGAUCUUUGUACCCUGUCUUGUAAAAGCAACAGGAUGGAUUUAUGUUCUGUACUGAGUGUUCCUCCCUAUGGGGAUAUAUCCAGAAAGUUUGGAAUGAUCUGGCGGUUUUUACCCUUGGCAGAUCCAUUUGUGGAUUUUAUGGUUUCAAGAGAUUUGGACUCUAGGUUUUCUGCAAGGGAGACAGCUGCUGUUAAUGAUUGGCUAAGUUUAGGCCUGCCAUUCCACAUUAUGAGAGAUCAUCCGUUGCAUCCUAUAUCAAUCCUUGGUGGAAUGUGGGGAGCAAGGAUGGAUUUAGAAAACCGUCAAAGAUACAGGACUCUUUUUGAGACUUUGUUAGAAAAGACCUCAGACAGUUGGCAAAAAGGAUAUGACCAAGAUCUACUUCACGAGUUAGUGUGGCCUAAUGUACAAAAUGAAGCUUGCAUACAUGAUUCGUAUCACUGUGAUCUCUUUCCAGUCCCACAUAAUAGACCUUGGCCAACACAGAGGAAAAAUGAAACUGCCAACUUUGUUGGUGCCAUUGGUGAUAUGCAACUGCAACCCUCAGAUGCUUGUCCUGAGCUCUGCCGGCCUACAGAUCAUUUAGACUGGACAACUUGCUGAUAUUAAUUUAAUGUCAUUUGAAAUUUAGAUUGAACUAAAUUUUUUUUUCAUUUUCUUUUAAA
Eurytemora carolleeae is the source of this 1051-nucleotide messenger RNA. RefSeq lists its product as uncharacterized. The coding region runs from base 9 to 989 and encodes 326 amino acids. Lineage: Eukaryota; Metazoa; Arthropoda; Copepoda; Calanoida; Temoridae. The transcript is spliced from 12 exons. The record is from RefSeq and is a predicted model, not a curated record.